Gossypium raimondii (Peruvian cotton) is the source of this 690-nucleotide messenger RNA. RefSeq names its product NAC domain-containing protein 102. NCBI's taxonomy places the organism in Eukaryota, Viridiplantae, Streptophyta, Magnoliopsida, Malvales, Malvaceae. Gene Ontology annotation, molecular function: DNA binding. The transcript has 3 exons. Gene Ontology annotation, biological process: regulation of DNA-templated transcription. The record is from RefSeq and is a predicted model, not a curated record. The coding region runs from base 82 to 690 and encodes 202 amino acids.
UCGUGUAGCAUUUUAAGCAAUUAAACUCUUCGUUUUCUCAAAUCCAUUAUACUUUUACCUAUAAAAUCAUUUGAACUCCUCAUGUUUUUCUUCACGUCAUUUUCAUAUACACAAAUAUACAUAUAUAUGUAUACGUAUAUACAUAUACUGUGUCACCCUAAAGCUACGCCAAUGGUACUGAUUCAAAACUACGAGGACCUUCAUUGGUCUUUUCUUCAUCAAAUCUCAAAGAAUCGAGUCAAAGAAGAUGAACUCGAAAACCCAGUCAAAGAAGAUCUUCACAAAUGGGAUUAUUCGAUUCCGGUCUCAGAAAAUCGAGUCGAAGAAGAUCGUGAAGAAGAUCGUGAAGAAGAUCACUACGAAUUGGAUAAUCCGAUUCCAGUUGGGUUUCAGUUUUUACCUACAAAUGAAGAACUUGUUACGGAGUAUUUGAUCAACAAGAUUUUCCAUAAUCCGUUGCCUUUUUGGGAUUUUUCAGAGGUUGAAGAAGCUGCUCUUUAUAGUACACAUCCAAAGAGCUUAGAUUUCGCUAACGGAGAGAAGAAAUGGUAUUUUUAUAUUCACAAGGACAAGAGCUUUUCGAAUAAUACGAUUCGAAAAGUUGAAGAUAAUUUAGGAUCCUGGAGUUUAAAAUGGUACGAAGAAAUACACGACACGAAGGGAAGAAGAAUGGGCUUUGGGGAUACUUAA